Messenger RNA from Brachypodium distachyon (stiff brome), 1329 nucleotides. RefSeq names its product 50S ribosomal protein L3-2, chloroplastic. The transcript has 5 exons. Gene Ontology annotation, cellular component: mitochondrial large ribosomal subunit; ribosome. Bases 92 to 1024 code for a protein of 310 amino acids. Gene Ontology annotation, biological process: translation. Gene Ontology annotation, molecular function: structural constituent of ribosome. The record is from RefSeq and is a predicted model, not a curated record. NCBI's taxonomy places the organism in Eukaryota, Viridiplantae, Streptophyta, Magnoliopsida, Poales, Poaceae.
CCUACCUGCCUUCCUCGCCGCCGUGUAAACCCCCCUGCCACCCCCGCCGCGCGGCCCAUCCCCAGGUGCCGCCGCCGCCGUCUCGCCCCAAAUGGCGGCCGCCUCGAGAGGCCUCCUCGCGCGCCUCCGCCACCUCUCCCUCGCCGGACCCCGCCUCCCCCCCUGCCGCCUCUUCUCCGCCGAGCCUCUCGUCUCCCACCCCGACGAAGACGGCGCCGGCGAGGGCGGGGGACGGAUCAUAGAGGCACGUUCUGGGAUCAUGGGCCCGGAUUCUCGGAGGACCGGCGUGAUCGGCGUGAAGUGCGGCAUGUCGGCGAUGUGGGACAAGUGGGGCGCCAAGGUGCCCAUCACCGUCCUCUGGGUCGACGACAACGUCGUCUGCCAGGUUAAGACAGCCGAGAAGGAGGGGUUCUUCGCGCUGCAGCUCGGAGCUGGCCAAAAGAAGGAGAAGCAUCUAACAAAGCCUGAAGUGGGCCACUUUAGAUCACAAGGAGUCCCUCUGAAGAGAAAAUUGAAGGAGUUUCCUGUUACUGAGGAUGCACUUCUUCCUGUUGGGACAACCAUCACGGCUCGCCAUUUUGUGCCCGGACAGUUUGUGGAUGUAAUUGGAAUCACAAAGGGGAAAGGUUUUGCAGGUGGCAUGAAAAGACAUGGUUUUAGUGGAAUGCCUGCAUCACAUGGUGCAUCUUUAUCACAUCGCAGCAUCGGUUCUACUGGUCAAAGGGAUGCUCCUGGAAGGGUUUUCAAAAACAGGAAGAUGCCUGGACGCAUGGGUGGUGUACAACGCACCGUGAAAAAUGUAUGGGUUUACCAAAUUGACCCUGCGAGGAACUUACUGUAUCUGAAAGGCCAGGUUCCCGGUCCUCAAGGUAGCUUUCUUUUCAUUAAGGAUUCAAUAUACAAGAAACCCGACAGAACUCUGCUGCCAUUCCCUACAUAUUUCCCGCAAGAAGGUGAGCCGGAGGACUUGGAGCCCCUUGUUGCUGAUCUUGGUGAUAUCGACCCAUUCAUGGCAGCAGAUUAGAACGAUGGCCAAAUUGGAAGAAUCCCUUUUGUUUUCAGUCCAUUUCUCGACAAUCUCACGUGGUUGUUUGUUAAAUUUUGCAUUGAUAAUAUGAGUAGUUCCUGGAUUGCAAGAGUCAUCCCAUUACUGACCUGCCAGAAUCAAUGUUGUUCCAUGUACAUUACCUGGCGGACAUGCCAGGGCCCUAACUCAAUUAGGGUGCCGAGCUGAUUGUUUGAUCGACGGAGUGGAACAGUUUUUUGUUUAAUAAGUUGUGUAUGCUAAGGUCCAGAUGGAUUUAUAAAAUCUGAAAUUUUCACUGCUGA